UUAUUAAAUUGACAAGUAUUUACGUGCGCUAAGUUCCUCGUCUUGGUUUUGUGGUAUCUAAGAGAGAAAAUUACUUUGAAUUUAAUAAAAUAAUAAUUUUCGCAGUUCCUCUAUAAAAAAGCUAUCAAAAUGUCGUAUAUGUUACCGCAUUUACACAAUGGCUGGCAAGUGGACCAGGCUAUACUAUCAGAGGAAGAUCGUGUUGUUGUCAUACGUUUUGGCCACGAUUGGGAUCCUGCUUGCAUGAAAAUGGACGAAGUCAUGUACAGCAUUGCGGAAAAAGUGAAAAAUUUCGCGGUAAUUUAUUUGGUGGACAUCACUGAGGUGCCCGAUUUCAAUAAGAUGUAUGAAUUAUACGAUCCCUGCACAGUAAUGUUUUUCUUCCGCAAUAAACAUAUUAUGAUUGAUUUGGGUACCGGCAAUAACAAUAAAAUUAAUUGGCCACUCGAGGAUAAGCAAGAAAUGAUCGAUAUAGUUGAAACAGUGUAUAGAGGAGCACGCAAAGGACGUGGUCUGGUCGUGUCACCAAAGGAUUAUUCCACUAAAUACAGAUAUUAAAUAAUCGCCAGUUUAGUAUUAAUGAUUUAUAUGUAAAAUUUAUACAUAAAAUAUAUACAAGCAAUGCUCUAUGUAACUUUAA
Molecule: messenger RNA, 640 nt
Organism: Anastrepha obliqua
Lineage: Eukaryota; Metazoa; Arthropoda; Insecta; Diptera; Tephritidae
Gene: Dim1
Product: thioredoxin-like protein 4A
Exons: 2
Coding region: 130-558 (142 amino acids)
Biological process (GO): mRNA splicing, via spliceosome
Cellular component (GO): spliceosomal complex; U5 snRNP; U4/U6 x U5 tri-snRNP complex
Source: RefSeq, a predicted model, not a curated record